AUGGCCGAUACUCGACCUACUGUCGCCGAAUUGGUGGAAAAACUCCAUAGCAAUAUUGACUGGAUCAGUCAAAUUGUUCUCAAACUCUCUGAUGAUACCUAUAAUCGCGAAAUCGAACGUCUCUCGCUCGAGAGGGAGAGUGCAAUCCAUAGUUUACGAGAAGAGCGUGUCGAUGCAUUGAAAAAACUCCUUGCCGAGCGGGCUGUUGAAAAAGAAGAAACGGAGAUAAGAAGACAGAGAGAAAAGGAAGUUAUAGAUGAAAAAAGAGCAAGAGAAUGGGAAGAAAUAUUAAUGAGGAGAAAGAAAGAAGAUCUCGAACGAAUACGAAUUUUAGAGAUCGAAGAUUUAGAGAAAGAGCGAAUCAGGAGCGAGCAUGAUGAAGAGCGAGAAAGACAACGAGAAGAAGAGGAGAGAUCUCUAUUCGAAAAAUGCGAAGAUGAAAUAGAAAGAUUAGAAAAUGAAGCACAGAGGAAGAUCGAAGAAGGUCAGGCAGAGUUAAAAAAGUUGGACGAGGAUCGAAAAAUUAUCAACCAACAAAUAGAGGCAGCUCUCAGCGCGCCAACUGUUAUUCCGAAAAUUACAUUGAGAACUCGUCGUCCCAAGACUCUCGAUUUUUCUCGAGCAGGCACCAUCGAAGAUUUACACAAAAGAAGUCAUACAAGUCUGAUAACACCGAAAUCAGUAACAUCAAAACGAGACGCAUCUUCUCCAGGGAAUAAUUUUGAACCUGACACUGGAAAAUUUACGCCGUUAUUCAUGAACCAUGAAAAUCUUGAUAUUUAUCAAACUGAAGAAUGUUAUAGAAAUCAAGGAAAAGAGGAGGCUCUACCUGGAUUGUCUGCGAUAAAGGUUAGCGAGUCUAUGCAAUCGCAUGACCUUCAAAAGGAGAUUUUUGAAACGAAUUUGAGGGAAACUUCAGAAUCAGAAGCGCAUGCGAAUGAAAUAUUUAACGGUCAAAAAGCCGAAGUUUUUUCGAACAGUUUUACUUCACAACUAGGAAAUUCAUCAAAAAAGAAUGAUCAACAAUUCCAUUCUAACUUUUCUACUCAAAUUUUUAGUGGGGAAAUAUCUCAAAAUUCAGUCUUGUCCUUAUCAAAGAAUUUAUCUCAGAAUGAAGUUUACAAAAUUGAAACUGAGAAAGAAUCGCCAUAUGAAUGCCAAAUUUCAUCUAAAGAAACUAGUGACUGCUUUGAUGAGAAAUUAGACACUUCAGAUAUAUCACGUGAUUUAAAAAACUUGCAAACUCAUUCCAAUACCAAAAAAUACAACGACAAUCUCGUCUUUACUGCAUCAAAACCCCAAAAUUUUGAUACAAAUGGCUGUUCAGAUGAAAUUUCAUCGAUUAAAUCAUCGAAAAGAGAAAGCAAAAAUGAAGAAGUAGGCGAUGUGGAUCAUAAAAAGCAUUCAAGUUCAAUAGACAUACCUGAAUGCAAAAAUGACUUCUACAUUUCGAUUCCUUCUUCUGAUAAAACAUCAUCUAUGAUGCCUGGUCUUGUAUCUAAUCCAGGUAUUUCGACCGGUGGAAAUAUUAAACUCACUCCAGCUUCAAAAGAGAAAGAGGAAUUCAAUUCCAUGGUAAAUGAGAUUCCAAAUAAUUUAGUCGCAAAAAAAGAGGCCGAGACUUUGACUCAUGCAUUUACUGAAAUCGAAACCAAAACAUUUAGUUCUAACAUCUCGCUCAACUCGCACGAGACUUCAAAUGACUUCAUGGAACUUUCCAAUGCAUUCAAUUCACUAAAUUCUAUCAAAAAAAGCGAAAUAAUCUCUUCUACAGAUCAAAUACCAGACAUAUUGAAAGAAUCCAUCACCUUUCACACUAGCAACCAAAAGGUACUUGAUUCUACAACAUAUGAAAGAAACUUGCAAACAGUAAAUUCAAAUUUGGAUUCGACUUGUCAGUCCUUUCAUUCUACGGAGAACUUAGGGAUAUCUAGCUCCCAAUUAUUUGAAAUCAGAACAUUAAAGAGCGAAAAAGAAAGUGCAUUGAAAACUGUUCCAUAUGAUAAUGUUAACUCUCUUGUGCUAUCUUCCCAAGACGAAGGAGCCACCAAAUUUUACGAUCUGCAAAAUUCUCAACCAAGCCCCUCCUUUGACGUUCAUAGAAAUUUAACCUCAGACAACUAUUAUGUUGACUCGAAAUAUCAAAUCGGAGAGAACAUUCCACUUGCGUCUAGUUAUCAAAUACAAGCUAUAAAAGAUACCAAAGAUGACAUGGACCAAACCGAUGAAAAAAUAUCACCUCCUCUAUUCAAUGGAAACGCCUCAGCAUUUACGAGUGAGAUCAGAAUUAGUUCAACAAUAAAUAAAGUUAUCUCUCAAUCACAAGACAAGAGCUGGUGCACGAAUGAAGUAGUUAACGCGACAGAAGUAAUUCAAGAACAAGUCAUUCAAAUUUCUGAUGCAAAAACUGAUGAGUCAUCUUAUCAUGAGAUCGAGCAAGAAUUACUUGAUGUAUCUAGAGUCGAAACGUCAUCGUCGAUCAUAGAGACGAUAGAAUGCUCUCAUGAUGAAGAGAAAGUGAGCGAGCAAUCAGAGGAGAAGAACGAAUGCACGACCGAAGUGGUUUACACGACAGAAGUCAUUCGAAUUUCUGAGGAAGCUGAAAUUAAAGACACUCAAAUUUCUGAUGCAAAAACUGUUGAGUCAUCUUAUCACGAGAUCGAGCAAGAAUCACUUGAUGUAUCUAGAGUCGAAACGUCAUCGUCGAUCAUAGAGACGAUAGAAUGCUCUCAUGAUGAAGAGAAAGUGAGCGAGCAAUCAGAAGAGAAGAACGAAUGCACGACCGAAGUAGUUUACACGACAGAAGUCAUUCAAAUUUCUGAUGCAAAAACUGUUGAGUCAUCUUAUCACGAGAUCGAGCAAGAAUCACUUGAUGUAUCUAGAGUCGAAACGUCAUCGUCGAUCAUAGAGACGAUAGAAUGCUCUCAUGAUGAAGAGAAAGUGAGCGAGCAAUCAGAAGAGAAGAACGAAUGCACGACCGAAGUGGUUUACACGACAGAAGUCAUUCAAAUUUCUGAUGCAAAAACUGUUGAGUCAUCUUAUCAUGAGAUCGAGCAAGAAUUACUUGAUGUAUCUAGAGUCGAAACGUCAUCGUCGAUCAUAGAGACGAUAGAAUGCUCUCAUGAUGAAGAGAAAGUGAGCGUGCAAUCAGAAGAGAAGAGCGAAUGUACGACCGAAGUGGUUUACACGACAGAAGUCAUUCGAAUUUCUGAGGAAGCUGAAAUUAAAGACACUCAAAUUUCUGAUGCAAAAACUGUUGAGUCAUCUUAUCACGAGAUCGAGCAAGAAUCACUUGAUGUAUCUAGAGUCGAAACGUCAUCGUCGAUCAUAGAGACGAUAGAAUGCUCUCAUGAUGAAGAGAAAGUGAGCGAGCAAUCAGAAGAGAAGAACGAAUGCACGACCGAAGUGGUUUACACGACAGAAGUCAAUCAAAUUUCUGAAGAAGCGGAAAUUAAAGACACUCAAAUUUCUGAUGCAAAAACUGUUGAGUCAUCUUAUCACGAGAUCGAGCAAGAAUCACUUGAGACGAUAGAAUGCUCUCAUGAUGAAGAGAAAGUGAGCGAGCAAUCAGAAGAGAAGAGCGAAUGCACGACCGAAGUAAUUUACACGACAGAAGUCAUUCGAAUUUCUGAGGAAGCUGAAAUUAAAGACACUCAAAUUUCUGAUGCAAAAACUGUUGAGUCAUCUUAUCACGAGAUCGAGCAAGAAUCACUUGAUGUAUCUAGAGUCGAAACGUCAUCGUCGAUCAUAGAGACGAUAGAAAGCUCUCAUGAUAAAGAGAAAGUGAGCGAGCAAUCAGAAGAGAAGAGCGAAUGUACGACCGAAGUAGUUUACACGACAGAAGUCAUUCAAAUUUCUGAUGCAAAAACUGUUGAGUCAUCUUAUCACGAGAUCGAGCAAGAAUUACUUGAUAUUUCUAGAGUCGAAACGUCAUCGUCGAUCAUAGAGACGAUAGAAUGCUCUCAUGAUGAAGAGAAAGUGAGCGAGCAAUCAGAAGAGAAGAGCGAAUGUACGACCGAAGUAGUUUACACGACAGAAGUCAUUCAAAUUUCUGAUGCAGAAACUGUUGAAUCAUCUUAUCAUGAGAUCGAGCAAGAAUCACUUGAUAUUUCUAGAGUCGAAACGUCAUCGUCGAUCAUAGAGACGAUAGAAUGCUCUCAUGAUGAAGAGAAAGUGAGCGAGCAAUCAGAGGAGAAGAACGAAUGCACGACCGAAGUGGUUUACACGACAGAAGUCAUUCAAAUUUCUGAUGCAAAAACUGUUGAGUCAUCUUAUCAUGAGAUCGAGCAAGAAUCACAAGUCAUUCAAAUUUCUGAUGCAGAAACUGUUGAAUCAUCUUAUCAUGAGAUCGAGCAAGAAUCACUUGAUAUUUCUAGAGUCGAAACGUCAUCGUCGAUCACAGAGACGAUAGAAUGCUCUCAUGAUGAAGAGAAAGUGAGCGAGCAAUCAGAAGAGAAGAGCGAAUGUACGACCGAAGUAGUUUACACGACAGAAGUCAUUCAAAUUUCUGAUGCAAAAACUGUUGAGUCAUCUUAUCAUGAGAUCGAGCAAGAAUCACUUGAUAUUUCUAGAGUCGAAACGUCAUCGUCGAUCACAGAGACGAUAGAAUGCUCUCAUGAUGAAGAGAAAGUGAGCGAGCAAUCAGAGGAGAAGAGCGAAUGUACGACCGAAGUAGUUUACACGACAGAAGUCAUUCAAAUUUCUGAUGCAAAAACUGUUGAGUCAUCUUAUCAUGAGAUCGAGCAAGAAUCACUUGAUGUAUCUAGAGUCGAAAAGUCAUCGUCGAUCAUAGAGACGAUAGAAUGCUCUCAUGAUGAAGAGAAAGUGAGCGAGCAAUCAGAAGAGAAGAGCGAAUGUACGACCGAAGUAGUUUACACGACAGAAGUCAUUCAAAUUUCUGAUGCAAAAACUGUUGAGUCAUCUUAUCAUGAGAUCGAGCAAGAAUCACUUGAUAUUUCUAGAGUCGAAACGUCAUCGUCGAUCACAGAGACGAUAGAAUGCUCUCAUGAUGAAGAGAAAGUUAGCGAGCAAUCAGAAGAGAAGAGCGAAUGCACGACCGAAGUAGUUUACACGACAGAAGUCAUUCAAAUUUCUGAGGAAGCUGAAAUUAAAGACACUCAAAUUUCUGAUGCAAAAACUGUUGAGUCAUCUUAUCACGAGAUCGAGCAAGAAUCACUUGAUGUAUCUAGAGUCGAAACGUCAUCGUCGACCAUAGAGACGAUAGAAUGCUCUCAUGAUGAAGAGAAAGUUAGCGAGCAAUCAGAAGAGAAGAGCGAAUGCACGACUGAAGAGGUUUUUACGACAGAAGUCAUUCAGAAAUCUGACGAUGGAUAUAGCGAUGUAAAAGACUGCACUGAAGAAAUAAAAGGUGAUAAAAACCGCAUACAUGAUUUACGUACAUCUCAUGGAAUCUCUCUUUCAUCAAUCAUCAUGGAAUGCGACCCAAUAGAUGUAAGAGAAAAUCUGACUUCUACCAAUGAAGAUAACAAAUGCAUGGCGGAAAUAGAAGAGACACUUGUGACAGGUGAAUGGAAGAACGUGAUAUCGCUUGACGACGUUCAAAUUUUAUCGAUGAAGAAGAUGAUUGAAGAUUUACCAUCGGCUUCGGAUAGAAUAUCUUUUGAAACAGAGAUCGAUAAAAUUUUCACGAAAGGUGCGGAAACAUCUAAAGUCGGGAUGGAUUUGAGGAUGUCUCCAUCGCUACGAUAUAAGAGGAAUAUUAAUAGAGAUUUGAAUGCAUUGUCUGGAUGGGAUAAAACCUCUAUUCAAAAUUCGAACGAAAUUUCCAAUGCGCAGCCAAGUUCUACUUUGACAUCUAAUCUCAAGAUAUCGCCCAAUACAGAAGAGAUUCAUCCUUCAAUCGAUUCGGAAUUUUUGUCGAUUGCAGGGAAACCGAAAACUUUAAUAUAUGAUGAAUAUCAACUUUGUAUAAAUACAAUAAAUAAACGUGUUUCAGGCUUGAAAAGGAGUCCAAAUCCUUUAGUGACAAAUGAUGGACCUUUGAAAACGGAUUCUAUUGAUCUACAAAAUCAGGUAGAGAAUACAAUAGAUACUGUGAAACUUCAAAAUUUUAAUGAACCAACCCUUAAUUUGAAUCAUAUUCAUACCUCUUUCGUCGAGGCAUGGAGCAGGAAACACCACGAAAAUAAUUUAGAUUCAGAAUUAUAUGAAGAUAAACUUCCUACAUCAUCUGUGAUGGAGGAAUUUUUUGAUUGCUAUUCUGAUAACUCAAAUUAUGAAUUCAAUCCUGGUCAAGAAAGCGAGAAAGAAGCAACAAAUAUGGAAUAUAUUCAAAGCUUUCUAGCCAUGGAUGAAAAACCAAAUGAUUUUAUAACACAUGAGCAGUCUGAGUUAUCAGAAGGCUAUAGAGGAGACAAAGAUGCUAAAAGUAAAUUUCAGCAAAAUUUUGAUGUAAGUAAUUAA
Molecule: messenger RNA, 6423 nt
Organism: Blumeria graminis f. sp. triticale
Lineage: Eukaryota; Fungi; Ascomycota; Leotiomycetes; Helotiales; Erysiphaceae
Source: the annotation of a GenBank genome assembly